AGAUGCCCUGCCUUUGGGUGACGGUGCCUGUCCACCCCUCGUCACGGGAAGCCAGUUGGUGGUGCGGUGCUGCUGUGUACCCCCACUUGUUGCGUGCUGUCGCGUUUGCACAACUUUAUUGGAAGAUGAACAGCCGGGAGCGGACAUCGACAUUUGGUGGCCCGUACGGGGACUGAUCACCCCCGAGACGUGAAAGUGGACAACGCUCCAGUACAGAGCUGCGAGACAGGUGAGUUGGGGAUAAGCCUGGGCUCUGGGUGGCGCGCACCUACAGGGCUUUUAGACUCCCCUCAGGCUCACGCGUAAGUGGCGGAUUCCUUGGGCCUCACGUGGUGAGUAACAUAUUAAAAAAUGGGAAACAUGCUAGGUAGCAACACUAAGAGCGAGGGUGGUUGUGGAGAAAGCUCUCAAGAGCUUACAAAAGUACGCAGGGUAUCUGAGCAGGCCCAGUCAGGGAGCUCCCGAGAGGGGUCCGUCAAGGGGAACAAGGAUGCUAAGGAGGAGGACGGGGCUCUAGCCUCGGAGUCGUCUGACUCCGAGGACGAGGGAAAGUUGAAUGGCAAGGAGGCCAAAGAGACCAGCUGUCAGGAGCCUAAGUCGCUCAAUAAGGAGUCGCAGGGUUCUUUUCCAGCGUCGCGCCGCGAAUUGCGCUCUGCUCAACCUGGUCUGCGGAGGAGUAGAGAGCUCCUGAGCGCUCCCCGGUGCGAGAGGGAGGCGAUCCCUCGCCACGAGGCGGCCGCCUGGGAGCUCUCUCCCCUUUCGCCAGAACAGGAAGUGAUGCACGGGCCCCCAUUUUCCGCCCAAUCACGGCCGCCGUCUUAUGCUCCGCCGCCGGCGGGUCAGUAUUUUUACAGGCGGCUUUGGCAGGAGGGACGCUUGUCUCAUGAGGUACAUCCACCUGGGAUAGAUAGUGGCCCCUACGAGAUAUUUCCUGUACAAGUAGCUAUGGGCCAGGGACGCAAUGCAUGGGAGCCUUUUGAGAUAAAGCAGAUUAGAGAACUUAAAAAUACAGUUACAACCUUUGGGCCGACUGCGCCUUACACCAUUGCCAUGCUGGAGAAUCUGUCUUCUGGGCCCCUCACCCCCGCGGACUGGAUUCAGCUGGCAAAGGCGUGUCUGCCCUCGGGCAGUUACCUGGAUUGGCGAGCCUGGUACGCAGAGUUCUCUGCAGAGCAGGCUGAGAGAAACGCCAAUCGGGGAAACCGGGGGUGGAACAAGGAAAUGCUUAUGGGAGAAGGUCGGCACGCUGAUGAUCAGACCCAGUUCCCCGGCGCUGUCUAUGAACAAAUCAAUGCCAUAGGGCUCCGCGCCUGGAAGCAAGUAAGUGGUGCCGGAACAGCCUCCUUGUGUCUUUCAAAAAUAAUUCAGGGUACCACAGAGCCAUUUGUUGACUUUGUGGCCCGAAUGCAAGAUGCUGCCGAUAAGAUAUUUUCUGAUCCGGGAGUGGCUCGACCGCUGGUAAGGCAGCUGAUUUUUGAGCAAUGUACAAAGGAGUGCAAGGCAGCGAUAGCUCCUCAUAAGAACAAGGACCUCAACGCCUGGAUUAGGAUAUGCAGAGAGAUAGGGGGGCCGCUCUCCAACUCGGGAGUGGCUGCUCUCCUGGCCGCGGCUGUACAGCAGAGGGGACCUCGCGGGUUAGAAGGGGAAUGUAAGGCUAAAGGGUGUUUUGCCUGCGGGGAGCCAGGACACAUUAAACGUCACUGCCCAAACAAUGCAGAUGCUAGGCCUCGUCCUAGGAAUGAAAAACCAUAUGUUUGUGGGCGAUGCAAGAAGGGAUCACACAAAGCUGAGGAGUGUAGGUCGGUCUUUGAUGCUCAGGGCAACCGUAUUUGUGGACAAGAUGCUACAGAGCCAAAAAACGGCCAGAGGGGGCCCCCUUCACAGGCGGGCCCCCGCCCCAGAGACAGGACAGCUCAGGAUGGCAGCCUUCAACAAGGGCCACCCCUGGGUCAGCAGGUGUGGACCUCAGUGUCGCCUCCAGACUUAUAUGGGUGUUCAUCUUGUCAUUUGUCACUCAGCACCCUAUAAUUUUUCCAAAGGUUACUGCCUCUGAGCCAUUAGUCCCAGCAACUACAAUAUACACAGAUGGCUCCAAAACGGGGAUAGGCGCCUAUGUGAUCCUAGGCAAGCCCCCGGUUACCAUACAAUUUGAACCAGAUCAGCCUCAGGUGGUGGAACUGCAGAUCGUUAAAAUGAUUCUUGAACGGUUCUCAAAAGCCAUUAACAUUGUCUCCGAUUCUAAGUAUGUGGUCAAUGCUAUGCAAAUGCUUGAGACUGCCGGUUUAAUUAGAUCCACUUCCACAGUGGCUGGGCUGUUCCUGUCUAUCCAGACAUUGCUUCAGAACAGACACCAUAAGGUCUUCACCACCCACAUAAGAGCACAUACAUCCCUGCCAGGGCCUAUGGCACAGGGGAAUGCGGCUGCUGACACUGCCACUCGCCCGUUAUAGAUUUUUACCUUACUAACACCAAUCGAGCGAGCCCGUGCCUUCCAUGAUAAGUUUCAUGUCAAUGCCAGGACACUAACAAACCAUUUCCAUGUUUCUAGAGCAGAUGCACGAGAUAUCGUGCGACUAUGUGACUCCUGUGCCACAUACAAACCUGCCAUACCGAUGGGAGUAAACCCUCGAGGUUUGAUCCCUGGUGAUGUUUGGCAGAUGGACAUCACACAUAUACAGGAGUUUGGGACUCUUAAAUAUGUUCAUGUUUCCACAGACACCUGUUCUCACGUCAUAUUUGCAACAGCAGAAACAGGUAAAAAAGUGUCUAAUGUGAUCAAUCAUUGCCUGGCAGCUUGGGCCGCAUGGGGCAAACCAAAAAUAUUAAAAACUGAUAAUGGACCAGCCUAUAUAGGCAAAGCCUUCAAUGAGUUCUGCAAAAUGAUAGAGGUUCAAUUAAAACAUGGUAUCCCAUACAAUCCCCAAGGUCAAGGAAUCAUUGAGAGGGCUCAUAAAAGCCUCAAAGAAAUUUUACAAAAACAAAAAGGGGGAGUAGGCCAAGGCCUGGCCCCAAAGGCACGAUUAUCCAUGGCACUAUUCACACACAAUUUUUUAAAUUUAAAUAAUGAUAAUUGCUCCCCAGCCGUGGAGCACUACAACCCUUCCCCCAACCAUAAAGGGUGGGUGAAGUGGAAAGAUGUCCUGACAGGACAAUGGAUGGGCCCGGAUCCAGUGGUCAGCUGGAACCGAGGCGCGGUUUGUGUUUUCCCACAGGAACCGGGACGAGAACCACUGUGGAUACCGGAGAGACUGACACGGGCAACAAAGCCCUCGACUGAAGAUCAGACCUGACCUACCGGAGAUCCAUCACAGACCAACCAACAAGAUAAAUAGAAAUAGCGGUAGCCCAAAAUGGACAAGAAGAUCCUCAGGCAUAUGCAUGGCUUGCUCAAUUGGCCCACGACCGAGUCUAGAUAUGGCGGGCAUCCCUCAUUCUCCUCCAUAAGGUGACAAUACACAGCAGGGUAGGUGAGUCAAUGACGGGUAAGAGCGUGCCUCUCCAGCACGACUCGACCUAAGCCAGGCCCUACCCCAUCCUGCACGUAAGCCGCUGGACUGUUAGAUGCUGCCCAGGUCUAAAUUUCUCUCCGAGGGGAUUUCUUUACGGAGAGGAAAUGAGUGCAAGCUUGUGUACAUCCAGGUUCCGUCCAGUUUGUGCCUGGCCCUAGAAAAAGGACGAGGGCCUCAGGGCCUUGGCAGACCAUGGCAUGGCCAACCAGGGUCUAAGCCAAGGACCUACGGUGGGCCUACACAUAGGGCAUAAGCCUCUGCACCCAGUCCAGGAAGGGCUACGAUGCGCACAUUCAUAAAAAAUAAAAUAGGGGGAGAUGUUGGGAGCCGCGUCUGUGAUAGCUCGCCUUGCGCGGCGGACGUGCAGCCUGUGGUAAAGAGCAAAGCCUGAGGUAGAUUACCCCUCCCAUCGAAUAUGUUAGUUUCCUGCUUACCGCGUAAACAACCCGCUCAACAAUAUAGUCUGCCUGGCAACUGAUGAUGUUAGCCAAUCAGCUUGCCUUGCUUACUUUAACAUGAUUGGACACUGUACCCGUAUAUAUACCGGUGCCACCCCUGGGCGGAAGUAGAAGCCAGGUAGAAGCCCGGAAGUAGAAGCCCAAAAGGAGCCGCGGAGAGCGGACCGGUAGAGGCUUUGGGGCAGACUGAAGCACAAAAGGAGCCGCGGGGAGCGGACCAGAGGAGGCUUCAGCUGGGAGAACCCAGGGCAGGCUGUACGGAGAAGGAAAAUAAAAAGAAAAG
Messenger RNA from Cavia porcellus (domestic guinea pig), 4250 nucleotides. Its product is annotated as endogenous retrovirus group K member 7 Gag polyprotein-like. NCBI's taxonomy places the organism in Eukaryota, Metazoa, Chordata, Mammalia, Rodentia, Caviidae. Gene Ontology annotation, biological process: viral process. The transcript is spliced from 2 exons. The record is from RefSeq and is a predicted model, not a curated record. The coding region runs from base 352 to 2028 and encodes 558 amino acids. Gene Ontology annotation, molecular function: zinc ion binding; nucleic acid binding.